UACCGCUGUAUAGACUUGGCCUCAGAUGAGGCAUUUGCGCUAAAAGUUGUCUUCGCUAGGGAUCAACGCAAUCUCCAUUUAUUACAAGCGGAAAUCGAGGCCCUUCGCCGUUUGAAGGACUGUCCCCACGUCGUGCAGAUUUACGAGGAUGAGGCCUUCGAAACGGAGCUUGCGAUUCAUAUCCUGUUAGAAUUCGCGCCGUAUGACCUGCGAGCGUUUUUGAAAUCAGAAGAAGGACAGAAUCUGUCACUUGUAGCGAUUCAAAUACUGUGGAUGGAUCUAGUGCAUGGCGUUGCGGCCAUUCACGAAGCAGGACUGGUGCACUUUGACUUGAAGCCUGCGAAUUGUCUGGUCGUGGAUGGUCGAGUGAAGCUGUCGGAUUUCGGUCUGGCGAGAACACUGGAUGCUACCAAAACGCACGUUUCGCGACACGGACAGUGCGGAACGCCGCGUUACAUGGCUCCAGAAGCGUUCUGGCAACCGGAGGAGGGAGUAGGCUCUAUGAAAAUGAGACCGCAAGCUGACAUUUGGUCUUUGGGCAUCAUUCUGUAUGAACUGCUGUACGGACGAAGUCCUUACAGACAUUUCGAGGGCUGUGGACAUCGCUUACAGUUUGCGAUAGCCGACUCUCGGGUGCAAAUACGUUAUCUCCAUCAUCGUAAAUACGAAGCAGAAAACGCACAACUAUUUUUUCAUUUGGUCGCUUUGACUCAGCACUGUUUGCAGCGUAAGUGGCAAAACCGAUGGUCCGCAGCACAAAUCUUGAAUCAUGAAACUUCUCAUAGUGAGAGUAACAAGCCU
Messenger RNA from Amoebophrya sp. A25, 801 nucleotides. Lineage: Eukaryota; Dinophyceae; Syndiniales; Amoebophryaceae. The record is from the annotation of a GenBank genome assembly.